Molecule: messenger RNA, 1471 nt
Organism: Hemibagrus wyckioides
Lineage: Eukaryota; Metazoa; Chordata; Actinopteri; Siluriformes; Bagridae
Exons: 2
Coding region: 24-1109 (361 amino acids)
Source: RefSeq, a predicted model, not a curated record
AAUGUUUGUAGUAGGAAAGAAACAUGGACGCUUCCACGAAAGCUUGUCUCUUGUUAGCUCUCUCUGAGCACAGAAAGCUCAUGAACAGGUACAUGCUCCACAUCAAUGAAGAGUUGGAAGAACAAAAAAAGCGCACAAGGAUAGCGACAGCUGCUAUACUCCGCUCACCACAAAGAGUGACCCUGAAGACUGGGCCCAAAUGGGAAGUCAUGCCGAACAUGGAUGACGACACUUUUUUUCAUCCUUUCAGAGUCACCAAAAGACAGUUUGAUUUUCUCCUGAUGGUUCUGCAGCAGCAUGGACUGAAACGACAAAAAGCCAGAGGUCAGCCAACAGUACCUGUAAGGAUGAAGGUCUUAAUGUUUCUGUGGUACAUGGCAAACCAGAACGGAUUCAGAGACAUCUCGGACAAAUUUGAUGUCUCGGAAUCAACGGCACAUAAGUCUGUUUUGGAAGUGCUUGCUAUUUUUUCCACUCUAGGGCCAUCCUUCAUCUCCUGGCCAAACCCUGGGAGAAAAAAAAACACCUCGGCUGCAUUCCAGAAGCUCUGUGGCCUUAGCGGAAUCAUUGGUGUGAUCGAUGGGUGCCAUAUCAAGAUAAAUCGACCAAACAUAAGAGGGGGAGACUACAUGAACAGACAGUCAUAUUAUUCUGUCCUCCUUCAGGGGAUUGUUGACGAGAAAGGACGAUUUAUUGACAUAUUUGUUGGCCCACCAGGCAGAGUUGAUGAUGCCAGAAUGUUGAGGGCCUCCGACUUUUAUACAACCUGGCAGGAAAAAAUGGGUGAAUACAAUUUGCUUGGAGACAGCGCCUACACCGGGCAUGCUGACCCAUUUAUCAUCACUCCGAAGACUGAUAAUGGGGCCCUGAGUGAAGAAGACCAGCUCCAAAACUCCAAAAUCAGCUCAGGGAGGGUAGUUAUAGACCAAGCGUUUGCAAAAAUGAAGUGUAAAUGGAGGCGAGUGAGAGACCUGCAAAACACCCGCCUUGAAAACGUGGUGAUGAUUAUAAUGGCAGCCUGUUUCCUCCACAACAUGUGUAUAGGUGACAAUGAAGCAUGUGAGGAGCACCCACAAGGCUGUCCAAGACAGGCAGAUGAGAAUGUUUAGGCUGGGUUUACAGUUUAUGGACAAUACAAUUAAAAGUAUACUUAUGUAAAUGUGUUGUCUAUGGAGUAACAUGUUAGAUUCAUUAAUUUCCCUUGCUUCAGUGAAGUUUGAACCAUAGGUGUAACUUCAGUACACCAACCUGAAAAAACCUACCUGAGUUACUAUGACAACAUAUACUUUCAGUCAAUUCUGCUCCCAUUGUCCAGUUGGGUUUAAAGCUUUAGCUGGAUGAAUUCUGUUGGCCAGUCCUUGUGUUUUUAGUUCUCAGGAACAAUUGUUCCACCAUAUUGUAUGUGUAUAUAGUGCAAGUGGGUGUGUAAUGAAACAAAGUGCUGUUUUUAAUAAAGUAAAAAUGCUUCUUC